CUGCUACUGACACCUCAUCACAAAACUUGGUUUAUGAUAUAGAGCCAUAAUGAACAAACACAUAGGCACAGAGUUAAUACUAGUGGCUUAUAUAGUAUGUAUAGGAAUUUUCCUAUCGCAGCCACUUCCUGCUCAAGCAAACAUGGACCAAGCUGAACAACAGCAGGGAAAUGCAGGACAUGGACAUCAGGGAGAUGAACAUGGGGGAAAUCUGAAAUUUCACGAUAAAAAUCAUAUAAGAGAUAAAGAGCAUAUCAAGGAGCAUUUAGAUGGCGUCUCCGGCAAAGAUACAGCUGACAUGUCAGAGGAUGAACUCCAGUUCCAUUACUUUAAACUACACGAUUACGACAAUAAUAACAAACUAGAUGGUUUAGAGCUUAUAAAUGCAAUGACACAUUAUCAUAAAGGGGAUGAGCCACAUGUUCAUGAUGACCAUCCCAGGAUGCCAGAUGAUCAGCUCAUUACUCUUGUAGAAUCAGUGCUGCAACAGGACGACUUUAACAAUGAUGGCUAUGUAGAUUACACAGAGUUUAUGAUGGUUCAGCAACGCAACAAACAGGCUAACCCACCUCAACCUCAUUCCUAA
Molecule: messenger RNA, 586 nt
Organism: Owenia fusiformis
Lineage: Eukaryota; Metazoa; Annelida; Polychaeta; Sabellida; Oweniidae
Source: the annotation of a GenBank genome assembly